This is a messenger RNA of Drosophila erecta, 1249 nucleotides long. RefSeq names its product L-galactose dehydrogenase. The transcript is spliced from 4 exons. Gene Ontology annotation, cellular component: cytosol. Lineage: Eukaryota; Metazoa; Arthropoda; Insecta; Diptera; Drosophilidae. The coding region runs from base 162 to 1199 and encodes 345 amino acids. The record is from RefSeq and is a predicted model, not a curated record. Gene Ontology annotation, molecular function: L-galactose dehydrogenase activity.
CAGAACGUACAUCAUUGGCACUCAUUUCGCAUGGCUCUUUGAUAAGAGGCAAUCUGUGAUGUUCAAAAUAUAAGCUAUAGAUAUGAAGGCAAAGAAGCCAGUACUUCUCCGACUGCCGAUUGAAUUUCAACAAACAGCGCAAUAUUUACGGAUUAUCGAAAAUGUCUCGAACAUUGCCGGCUACCUAUGUGAAGGGAUUCCACGACGAGGAGAAGGUGCGCCGGAUGGAAUAUCGUAGUCUCGGAAAGACCGGGCUGCAAGUCUCGAAAGUCUCUUUCGGAGGCGGCGCCCUGUGCGCGAACUACGGCUUUGAUUUGGAGGAGGGUAUCGAAACGGUGCACGAGGCCCUGAAAUCGGGCAUCAACUACAUUGACACUGCUCCGUGGUACGGUCAGGGUCGCUCCGAGGAGGUCCUUGGACACGCACUGAAGAAUGUGCCGCGGGAAUCCUACUAUAUCGCCACGAAAGUGGCUCGCUAUGAACUGGACUACGAGAACAUGUUCGACUUCAGUGCCAAGAAGACGCGCGAGAGCGUGGAGAAGAGUCUGAAACUCCUGGGCCUGGACUACGUUGAUGUCAUCCAGAUUCACGACAUCGAGUUCGCCAAGGAUCUGGACAUUGUGAUCAACGAGACACUGCCCACAUUGGAGCAGCUGGUCAAGGAGGGCAAGGCCAGGUUCAUUGGCGUGUCCGCUUACCCGAUUUCGGUGCUCAAGGAGUUCCUGACCCGUGCAGCUGGACGGCUGGAUACGGUCCUCACCUAUGCCAGAUACACUCUCACUGAUGAAACGCUCCUGGAGUACCUGGAUUUCUUCAAGUCCCAGAACCUGGGUGUCAUCUGUGCCGCGGCUCAUGCCCUCGGACUGCUGACCAACGGCGGACCACAGCCAUGGCAUCCGGCCAGUGAUGAGCAGAAGGCCAUUGCCCGGAGGGCAUCGGAGGUGUGCAAGGAACGCGGCGUGGAGCUGGGAAAGCUGGCCAUGUACUACACGAUGAGCGGUCUGCCCGAGGUGUCCACCUUCCUCACGGGCAUGCAGACGCGCCAGCUGCUGCGCAUCAACCUGGAUGCCUGCGAAGUGGGCCUCAGCGAUAAGGAGCAGGAAGUGCUGCGGUACCUGCAAGCAAAUGUUUUGACCAAGCCUUUCCACUGGGAGGGCAAUGAACUGGAGGUAUAUUGGGCAGCACUGAAGAAGAAAUAAUGCAAUAUGAUCUUGAAAUCGGAAUGAUAAAUAUGUGUUUUUACGAGAAA